AACCAGAACCUCCGUUCCAAAUGGGCCAGUUGGGUGGGAGAGAAGCCGAAAUUUGUGUCCUCCGGCGACUCGAUGAAGACGAUCCGCAAACAAUUGCAGAAACUUGAAUCUACCACCAUCUUCUUCUUCUCUUCCAUUCCAUGGAAAAAGGAAGACCUCAAAAGGCUGUGAAUGCAAUAAAGCCUGCUCGAAAGCCCUCCCAAUCUUCGGUGUUGCCGAUAUCAUCGACUCCAUCUAGGAAGAAGAGACAGAUUCCGAGCUUAGUGAGUUUGUGUAUUGGAUUCAUCGGAAGGCAUUUUGAAGAUAUCAUCGAGGAUUUGGCUGAUAUUGCUUCUAGUUUCCCCCCUAAUAUUAAGAUAGCACUUGCAGCAGUUGCAAGGAGGAGGAAGUUGAUGGAUGAUGAUGUCAUCCUGGCAUUAGCUGAUAGUUCAUGGGAAAUCCUCGAUAUAUCUGGAUCUGAUGUUUCUGAUUUUGGCCUCUCGGAAGUGGUAAAGACUUGCAAAUAUCUAAAAACAGUAGAUAUAAGUUGGUGCAGCAAAGUCACAUGGGCUGGUGUUUCUGAACUCUUCCAUCAUAGUCAGUCUCUGGAAAUAUUGAGAUGGGGAGGGUGCUCAAGGAGUGAGGACACUGCACGCAGAUGCUUGUGUAUGCUGAAACCAAGCCUCAAAGAUGUAGAGGGAGAGUCUUGGGAGGAGGUUGACGCCUCAGAGUUAGCUCGCGGUGCCCAUUUAUUGCGAUGGCUAGUGUGGCCAAAGAUUGGGAAUGAUUCCCUGGAGCAUCUGCAAGCUGAAUGCCCUCGCAUCAUAGUGAACCCAAAGAACACCCUUUUUACUUUCAGGGGGCUUGAAGUUCCUCGCGAAGCAUUACCCGAUGUGGCAUUGGAUGAUCAGGUAGUUGAAGAUAUUGACCCAAAAACUUGGGAACUGUCCCCAAGGACUUCUUUCACACUGGUUCCAAGCCGACCCGAUGAACUGCCCAUUGCUGAGAAAUUCAGACUUGCAUACUUGGAAAGAGAUAACCGGCUAGCGCCAAAGCGGGCAAAGAAUGCCCGGCAAAGGCAACGCCGGGCUGAGAAGGAAUGGGUGAUGAUGAGCACAAAUGCGAAGGCGCUGGCUCUAGCCUCCCAAGCAACCAAAUCUUUGCACAUACGGAGCUAGCAAUCACUACCAAAUACCGACUCUCUACCCCUUGGAGCAAAGGUAAGGUCUCUGUACAUUUACCUUCCCUACACCCUCUUUCUGAUAGGGAUAUGCAUGUAUGUUUGGCUUGGUUUCAUUUACAGUUAAUUGGUCAAACUUUUUUUUGUUUGUUUUUUACAUACGCCCUCCAUGUCCAUAUUUUGGACAAUUGGUCAUAAUUUCUUUAUUGGAUAUGGAUAGUGGCCAACUAAUCUCGUACAAACAAAACUGAGUGGAAAACUAAAUUCAGACAAAAAAUAUAUAGUCAUGUCACUU
Cuscuta campestris is the source of this 1454-nucleotide messenger RNA. The record is from the annotation of a GenBank genome assembly. Lineage: Eukaryota; Viridiplantae; Streptophyta; Magnoliopsida; Solanales; Convolvulaceae.